This is a messenger RNA of Emiliania huxleyi CCMP1516, 2167 nucleotides long. RefSeq lists its product as hypothetical. NCBI's taxonomy places the organism in Eukaryota, Haptophyta, Isochrysidales, Noelaerhabdaceae. The transcript is spliced from 8 exons. The record is from RefSeq and is a predicted model, not a curated record. The coding region runs from base 1 to 2058 and encodes 685 amino acids.
AUGGCGCCCAGCGGUGCAACGGAGGUGAUCCAACUGAGCUCGGACGAGGAGGAGCCCGCGCCCGCCGCCGGUACCACGGCGCGCCGCACCGCGCCCACCUCCUCCUCCGCCGGCUCCUCGUCCUCCGCCUCCUCCGCCACCGCUGCGGCCGCCUCCUCCUCCGCCGCCUCCGCCUCCUCCUCCGCCAGCGGCGCCUCCGCCUCCGCCUCCGCCACGCGCACCGACGUCGACCUGACGAAUGCCACCGAUCCCGCGCCGCCCGCCAUCCCUCCGGAGCACAUCUGCGUCCUCUGUCGCACCUUUGUCCCGCGCGGCCCGCUGGCGUACGUGCUGAACGAAUGCCGGCAGUCGGGCUGCCGGCAGCGGCACCACCGCCGCUGCCUCGCGGCGCACGUCGUCGCCGAGCUCGGCGAAAAGCUCGCUGCAGACAUCGGGUGCCCUUCCUGCGGCAAGCCCCUCUCCAUCCGCGACGUGACGGAGCUGUCCAAGAGCGACUCCGCCGCUGGCAGCAGCAGCGGCGGAGGCGGAGGCGGCGGCGGCGGCGGCGGCGGAGGAGGAGGAGGAGGAGGAGGCGGGGUGCCUCGGGGGCAUGGCCAGCCAGCCUCGAAGCGGCAGCGAGGCGGGGGAGCGGGGGGAGGGGGAGGCGGCGGAGGCGGCGCGUUCGGUCGCGCGGCUGGCUCUCAAGGGGCCAUCAAGCGGAUCAUGCGGGAGCUUCAGGCGCUGCAGCGGUCCGACACCGCUCACGGGCAAGGCAUCUCUGUCUCCGUGCCGGACGACUCGGACGCGUACCAUUGGGAAGCUGGCACGCCCCUCGCAGCCGACCUGAAGCGAGUGCCGGGCAGACGCGUCGUCCUCUCGGUCCGCUUCCCCUCCUCCUUCCCGUCGGCGCCGCCGUAUGUGCUCCUCGGCAUCCGCACGAACAUGCUCGCGGGCGGCGCCCGCAUCGACCCGAGCAGGCGAAACAGAGAGAGAUGCCGCCGAGAGACCAAGAGGCGCGACGACUACUCCGAGGCGGAGGCGAGGGAGGCGUUCAACCGCAUGGCUAGGCAGAAGCUGACUACGGCCCUGGCCGCGCCGGAGCCAGUGCGGGCGUUCGACCUCGCCGUCCUGAUCGCGGCUGAGGAGCGGCACGAGGAGGAUGUCGGCGAGAUAAGAGAGAAUAUUGACCAGAGCAUCGCCGAGCUCGCGGAGCGAUCGUCGACGCGUGUGCGCCUCGCUGAGCUCGUCGGAAGCGCUGCGGACGAGCAUGCAGUCGCUGCGGCGGUCGGCGCAACGCUCUUUGGCUCUGGCGCGCCCGACGACGACGGAUCUGCCUUCUUCGCCGGCUCGAGCGAGGCCGAUUACUACGAUCCGGCCAACUCGUUUGUCGACGCGGUGCUGCAGCGGAGGGUCGGCAUCCCCAUCUCGCUGGGACUCGUCUACUGCGAGUGCUGUGAGAGGCUCGGGCUACCGAUGGUGGGCCUGAAUGCGCCGGCGCACCUGCUGGUAGCGCCCGCGGACCGCAGCUUGGGCUUUGUGGUUGACGCGUUUGGAGGCGGCUCGAUCCUUGACGCGGACGGCGCGGCGGAGCUGGUGGCGCGCAACGCGGGCAUGACCUUCGACUACGCGCUCGGCGGGCGCACUGUCGACGGCGGCCUCCAGCGCGGCCGGAUCCUGCUGCGCAGCCUGCGGCAGCGGCCGAUGACGCCGGCGAUGUGGUGCAGCAGGAUGCUGCGCAACCUGCUCGCGGUUCACGCGGCGGCGGGCGACGUCGUGCGCACGCUCGGCGCGACCGAGCGGCUGCGGAUCGUGGGGGAGGCGCACCCGUCGGCCACAAGCCCGCGCGAGCAGCGCGAGUGCGCGGUGCAGCUCGCCGCGUGCUUGCGCACACUCCGCUGGGAGGCGCGGCGGGAAGAGGCGGCCGCGCUCCUCGCCGAGGCGCUUCAGGGCGCUGCGGGCGGAGAGUCGGCGGCCCGAGCGGCGGCGGGCGGCGGGGAGGGAGACCGCGCCUCGCUGCUCGCGGCGCGGCUGCUGGAGGAUGACCAGGAGGGGUUCUUCGCGAUGGGCAAGGGUGCGUAGAGUUCAUUCAAGUCGCGGCGGACGCAUCUUCGUUCGCGGAUUUUGUGUGCGAGACCGAGAGAGAUUCCACAGACGCACUAUCCACACAUAAAACGCAGGUACAUCUCGC